Paramecium sonneborni is the source of this 1487-nucleotide messenger RNA. NCBI's taxonomy places the organism in Eukaryota, Ciliophora, Oligohymenophorea, Peniculida, Parameciidae. The record is from the annotation of a GenBank genome assembly.
AUGAGUGGUGUUAGAGAAUUGGAUAAAUAGAUAUUGGAAACAAUAUUUCAAUAAUUCAAGAUUAUGUAAGAAGAUUUCAUUUUAGGAUUACAAAAUAAUAGAAAAAUGCUAGAAUAAGAAAUUGAGAUGUUCAAAAAAAAAAUUAAUUAGAUAUACGAACGAUAAUAAUUGGCAGAAAAAAUAAAAGAACAUAGGAAAGAAAAUCAUUUAAAUAAUUUUACAUAUGUUAAUUCAGGUUCUGGUUGUAUGGAUUAGUCUUUUAAUUUAAACAAGGUAAAAAUAAAUAAUAUAUUUAUUAGAAAACUAAAAAUUAAGACCAAAAAAUUUUGAAUGAGGAUGAUAAGUUUAAAUAAGUAAAGUCAUAUUAAAUUUAAUAGAUUUAAAUCAAUUUAGAAACUGAAAAAAAGAAAAGGAUAUUUAAUGAUGAAUAAACAACUCCUGCUAAAAAAUUGGAUAAAUAGUAAAAUAAAUAGAGUUAAGUUCAAAAAUAAGAUAGGUUUGAGUUUAACCUUAUAAAAUAGUACAAAAGAAAAGUAAAAUAACAUUAACUCUGAGUAAUAAAAUCAAAUUCUAUUAAAUUAUUAACAAUAAAAAAUAUCUGGAGGACAAUAGUUUCAAAAUUAAGAAUUGAAUUUUGAAUCAAAUAAAAAUUUUUAACAAAUAAAUCUUCAAAAGGUUUUGUGUAAUCAUCUACAUUAAAUAAAUGAUCAUGGAAAAAUAGAAAAUGAACUUAUUGAGUUUAAAAAAAAGUAUUAGCUUCUCGAAGAUUAAAUGAAAAAAUUAUAAAAAGAAAAUAAAGAAAAAGAUUAAAUUAUUUUUCAUUUUACUUAAUAAAAAAAUGUUAAUUUUUCCAAUGAUACAACUAUGACAAUUGAAAAAAUUGAAGAAAUACCAUAUAAUUAAGUAGAAUAAUAAAUAAAAAAAACAUGUAUUAAAAAAAUAAUAAUAAUGUUUAGUAUAGGAUUAAUUAAAUGAAGAAAGAAGAAAAAAUCAAUAAUUGAUAUAAAAUUACCAAAAUUUUUUAUAGAGAUUAUAACACACAUUUAGAUUAUAAAGGAAAUAAAAUGACUAAAUUAAAUAAAUGGAGGAUGAAGCUAUUGAAGUAAAGAUUUCAUUAAUUACUGAGAAUUAAUUGCUUAAAGAAGCGAAGCAGGUGAUUGAAGAAAUAUCAGAGUAUGAAGAAAAUGAUAGAAUUUAAAGGUAGUCAAUAGAAAAUUAAGAAAAUAAAUAUAAAAAUUUAGAAUCAAAAUAUGAAGAAAUAAGUUAAUAUUAUGCAUGUAUUUAAUAUACAAUUUUUUUUAGAGGCAUAUAAUAAAUUAGAGGAAGCACUUAGGUAAAUUGAAACUCUGGAAUAAACUAUUUAAGAUUUAAAUGAUAAGAUAGAAUAAUCAACUAAUCAGAUAGCUUAAUUAUAAUAAAAUACCCCUGAAUAAGAAAAGAAUGAAAUAGAUAUAUAAUAGAAUUCUUAAAUAAUAGAAGAAAUUUGA